AUGGGAUCAGUCCUGCCACCCAACACGGUCCACACCACUCUCAACUACUACCUAACUCCUGAGAAAGGCGGCACGAAGAUAUUCUACCCUGGCACCGCCGGCAACUAUCGACGGAAGCAUGAGCCUCACGAUGUAGACAUAUUUGACCUCCGAGAAGCCUCAGAGGAGAUCCAACUCGACAAGCAAGGCUUUCAGCUUGUGCAGCAUUCGAGUCUGGACCAAGAUCUCAGCGAUCCCGAUUUCGUGAAGACGAAGGUGUAUGAUGAUACCGCUGAGUUGUUGAAGAAAGCUACUGGAGCGAGUCGUGUCCAUGUCUUCAGUCAUAUCAUCCGUAAGCAAACGUGGGCGAGCGCUGUCGAAGCGGGCAAGGAUCUUGUGGAUAAGGCGACGCAGUCCACAAUGGCUUCGGCAAUGUUCAUUCACGUCGACCAGUCUUACGAUGGAGCAGCUGAAGUGCUCCGCGACAACCUGCCUGCCGAAGAAGCCGCAAGACUGUCGAACUCCCGCUGGGCUAUCAUCAACGUCUGGCGUCCAAUCCAGCAGACGGUCCGCCGCGAGCAACUAGCUUUCUGCGACGCACGUACUGUGCCCGAGGAAGACCUAUACCCAGUACGAGCGCAGCUACCUUCCAAAGGAAGCGGUACAUACGAGGAUGUCAGCAAGGGCGGCACUUUCGAGACAUGGCACCUGCUUGCCAAUCCUUCGCAUAGGUGGUACUAUGCUUCCGAGCUGGAGCCAGACGAGUCACUUUUGAUCAAGUGCUACGACUCGAAGAAAGAUGGCAGAGCGAGAGCAACACCACACACAGCAUUUACCUCGGACAGGGACAGUGGGCCACCGAGGCAGAGCAUUGAGGUCAGAUGUCUAGUUUUCUGGGAAGACCAAUCUCUGGAAUGA
Molecule: messenger RNA, 897 nt
Organism: Zasmidium cellare ATCC 36951
Lineage: Eukaryota; Fungi; Ascomycota; Dothideomycetes; Mycosphaerellales; Mycosphaerellaceae
Exons: 3
Coding region: 1-897 (298 amino acids)
Molecular function (GO): oxidoreductase activity
Source: RefSeq, a predicted model, not a curated record